This is a messenger RNA of Saprolegnia diclina VS20, 648 nucleotides long. RefSeq lists its product as hypothetical. Gene Ontology annotation, molecular function: oligopeptide transmembrane transporter activity. Gene Ontology annotation, cellular component: membrane. The record is from RefSeq and is a predicted model, not a curated record. The transcript is spliced from 2 exons. Lineage: Eukaryota; Oomycota; Saprolegniomycetes; Saprolegniales; Saprolegniaceae. The coding region runs from base 10 to 648 and encodes 212 amino acids.
ACCGCGCACAUGAUCAAGACGCUCCAUACCUCCAAGGAAGUCGUCGAGCACCAAUGGAACAUCCUCCUCAAGUCGGGCGUCAUCUCGUACUGCUGGAGCAUCUUCCUCUUCUGCUUUGACGGUCUUGGUUCGUUCCCGAUCUUUGGCACGAAGGCCGCGGGCUUUGGCUGGACGUUCGACUGGGCGCCGGGCACUUAUGCCAUUGCGCUCAUGCUUCCGUUCCGCAUCAUGUACUCGAUCUUCAUCGGCAACAUCGUCGCGUCCGCCAUCAUGACGCCGUACCUCAAGGCGUACAAGCUCCACGACUGGUUCGAGACCAAGGACGUCACGGGUCUCAAGGGCUACUACACGUUCACGGCCGUCUCGAUCAUCUGCGUCGACGCGCUGUACAGCAUUGUCAACAUUGGUAUCAUCCUCGCCAAGUCGUGGAUGAACAAGAAGACGCCCGAGACGACCGAAGCGCAAGAUCCCAAGACGUCGGGCGCCAACUCGAUCACGGAGACGCAGCGCCAGGCGUACCUCGACAAGAUCUUCGACUCGGUGCACAUCCCGGCCUGGCUCUGGCUGAGCGGCCUCCUUAUCUUUGCCGCUGUCUCGGUCGUCGUCAUCUCGCUCGUCUUUGAAGAGGUCCACUGGGUGUCGGUAUGA